AUGCUCGUUGUCAUCCUGACACUGCUCUGUGCUGCGGCGUCCCCUAGUCGCGGCGUGACACUAGUUAACCAUGAAGAGCAUCGUCCCAGUCGCUUCAACAGAGGAAUAUCGCUUCUCAAUGACACGGCGGCCUCGGCGACCUCAGUGGCCACUCGCUCUCUUGAUAUCCCGCUAGCUGUCAGCUCCGCAGUAACGAGUCCCGAGCCGUAUCGAAGCCCCGUAGAUGUCGCUUCGACCCUGGCCGCUUCUUCUAGUGGGGACGCAUAUGCCAUCGCGCCAUCAACUGAGGACAAUGACGCCUCAUCGGAAGCUUACACUUGGUGGACUAUAUUCAACCUGGGGACUAUCACCACAAUUCGGAGGCCGACGCUCGUAUUGCCUACCGCGACAUCGACGAGGGAUAUCCCCAGACCGACCUCCCAGCCGGCCACCAUGGAAUUGGAACGCCACCCUGUCGUCGCCUAUAUCCACGACGGCUUUUCCUCCGUCAAAGACCGUUCCAGGAUCGACUUUCGACGCGCCGAGCGAAUGCCCGACGGUAUCUGGACCGAUCAUCGUCACUAUCACCUCCUAUUCCGUCAUUUACACAUCCACUACGACCUGGUCUGGGGACCCAGCAGACUAUACGCCGCCAUAUCCGCCCAUCAGCAUUCCGGAAGAUCCUGGAUCUCGGGGAAGACAUGUACCAUCAUCCAUCCAACCGCGACGGACGGCUCCGGCCCACCCCACACCGUGGCGGGAACACAGACGAUCAUCAUGGUCACAACAGAUAAAAAUCCAGCCGUGGUUUUCCCUAGCGAGCCUCCUCCCAGUUACGGUGGGCCGCCCUCGAACCAAAACGGCCACGAUCCGGCCCCAGAGGAUGGCUCAGUUAUCACUACCCCUCAAUACGGCAUGCUCCCGUCGGAUGCCGAGUCCGUAAAAUCAUCGCCGACCCCAACCGGCAACAGCAGUGAAGGCCCGACUCCGAUAACCGUGAUAGUCCAGCCUACCGAGGUAGUAGUUAAUGACCGAACGUUUACCGACAACCCGACACAAAGGACGUCUACCGUAGUCGUGGGAAGCGACACCUUCGUUAUUGAUCCGUCUAGGGUGAUGGGCGGCGGCGCCACUAUUACUCGGCCUCCCCCCAAUAUAGGGGCCGUGUUUGUACCUAUAACGAUAACGACUUCCAUCGGGGGCCUGGGGGUGGUAUACGGGCCGUCGGCCGUAACGAUUGACGGCACAGUCUUCACCAUCAGGUCCACGCCAACAUCUGCAGUUAUCCAGGGACAGACGAUCACCCUUGGCCCCGAAGGAAUCAUCUUCCCCACGCAAACCCUACGCGCUGGCGCAGGGCCCGCACCGACGCAGACGGCCGUAAUGGGAGGAGAACUCAUCGCGGCGAUUGGGAGAGAUAGGGUCGUCAUCGAGGGCACUACGAUCAGCUACGGUCCUGGUUUCAGCAGCACCAUUACCACGGUCGUCGACGGGGACACCAUCUUGAUCACACCGACCGGCAUCAUCGUUCAUAACGAGAUCCUAGGCGGGGUUGCCGCCAUGCCUGCCGCCACUGCCUACGAAAUUGUGGGUGGAGCGACCGUCACACAGUUAGGUCUAAAUGCCUUGGAAAUAGGGGGUAAAACAUACCAUAUCGGCUUGGGCGCCCCGGUAAUGACAACGGUGGUCAACGGCCAGACCCUGACAAUAGGGCCGAAAGGAGUGGCCAUGUCGACGUGGACCCUCGGUUCGCCCUAUGCAUCAACUACGACGCUAAUGCCAGGCGCCGGCAACAACGUCGCGAUGAUAAUCCCUACGGCGACGCAGUCGGCGGAGAACGGUGGACCGAUUACACGACCGGAUUGGACCCGAGUAUUCUCAAUCCUAUAUAUGGCUAUCGGCGCCGGGUGUUUGGGGCAAAUCCUUCUCCAGCUCUAA
Messenger RNA from Durotheca rogersii, 1917 nucleotides. RefSeq lists its product as uncharacterized. Bases 1 to 1917 code for a protein of 638 amino acids. The transcript has 4 exons. NCBI's taxonomy places the organism in Eukaryota, Fungi, Ascomycota, Sordariomycetes, Xylariales, Xylariaceae. The record is from RefSeq and is a predicted model, not a curated record.